AUGACAGAAUCACCAACUUCCAAACAAACCUCCCCUAUUGAUCCAUACAAAUUUCUCAAAAUCAAACUCAACCCCGACGGCUCCCUAACAAGAACCCCCAUCAUCCCCACCGUACCACCGUCCCUCAAUCCCACCACCUCCCCUCCGCAACCAUCUCUCUCUAAAGACAUCACCUUAAACCCCGCCGCAAAAACCUCCAUCCGUCUCUACAUCCCACACCCUCCUCCACAUUCAAAACUCCCUCUCGUUCUCUACUUCCACGGCGGCGGUUUCAUUCUCUACCAAUCUUCCUCGUUAAUCUUCCACCAAUCAUGUUCCGAAUUAGCCGUGCAAAUACCCGCUGUCGUCGCCUCCGUCGAUUACCGUCUCUCGCCGGAGCAUCGUCUCCCCGCUGCCUACGACGACGCCGUCGAAUCUCUCCUCUGGCUCAAAUCCCAAGCACGAAAUCCAAAUGAAUCUGAUCCAUGGAUCAACCACCACGUGGAUCUCAAUAACUGCUUCUUGAUGGGAAACAGUGCAGGAGCUAAUAUUACCUACUUCGCAGGUCUACGUGCACUCGACCUUGAUCUCUCUCCUGUUAAAAUCCGAGGGCUGAUAUUAAACUCUAUAUUUUUCAGUGGGAUCCAGAGAACGGAAUCAGAGCUUCGUUUAAUUAACGAUCGUAUGUUACCAUUACCUGCGGGUGAUCUCAUGUGGAGCCUCUCUUUGCCUGAGGGUUCAGAUCGUGACCACGUGUACUGCAAUCCGACGGUUGCGGAUAGACUUUAUGGUGAGAAGAUCGGACGGCUGCCGAGGUGUUUUGUGAAUGGAUAUGGUGGAGAUCCGUUGGUGGAUAAGCAAAAGGAGUUGGUGAAGAUUUUGAAGGCACGUGGGGUGCACGUGGUGGAGUGGUUUUGUGAGGAUGGGUUUCAUGCUGUGGAAUUCUUUGACCGUUUUAAGGCACGGGAUUUGGUUGAUCAUGUAAGGAAAUUUGUAGCUACUCGUCAAUGCUCUUUGUGA
Vicia faba (fava bean) is the source of this 999-nucleotide messenger RNA. The record is from the annotation of a GenBank genome assembly. NCBI's taxonomy places the organism in Eukaryota, Viridiplantae, Streptophyta, Magnoliopsida, Fabales, Fabaceae.